Messenger RNA from Stegastes partitus (bicolor damselfish), 2165 nucleotides. It is a transcript of the gene utp15, whose product is annotated as UTP15 small subunit processome component. The coding region runs from base 198 to 1784 and encodes 528 amino acids. The transcript is spliced from 12 exons. Gene Ontology annotation, molecular function: protein binding. The record is from RefSeq and is a predicted model, not a curated record. Gene Ontology annotation, biological process: rRNA processing; positive regulation of transcription by RNA polymerase I. Lineage: Eukaryota; Metazoa; Chordata; Actinopteri; Pomacentridae. Gene Ontology annotation, cellular component: nucleolus.
UUGAUAAACAUGGCGUCCUCCUGUGCUCGGAGAGGCAACGUGAUCACUCGUUAAAAUGAGCAACUUUUGGUUUACUUAAACAAACCCAUAUCGGUAUCAUCUAUUUUCUGUACAUCAUACCUUAAAAAAAAGAAAAAGGUUCGCGCUUCUGGACGUUUCAGUUCAAAGGUAAAGGUGAUUCUGUGAUCCUUACAGAAAUGGCUUCCUUUAAACCGACAAAAAUCCCAGUUUACCCAAAACUUGGAGAGAAAGUCACACAAGAUACGCUCUACUGGAAAAACUACAAGGCUCCAGUCCAGAUUAAAGAAUUUGGAGCCAUCACAAACAUAGACUUCUCCCCCGUGGCUCCUCAUAACUUUGCCGUGACUGCAUUCACACGAAUCCACAUUUAUGGGCCGUUUUCCCAGGAGCCUGUCAAGACAUUUACACGGUUCAAGGACACUGCGUACUGUGGCAGGUUCAGGUCAGACGGUCAGCUGCUGGUGGCAGGAUGCGAGGACUCCGUCGUCCGGCUGUUUGACAUCGACGGCAAGGUGGCACUCAGGAUGUUUAGAGGCCACACGAAGGCCGUACACGUGACAGACUUCACCUCAGACCGUUACCAGAUCCUCACAGGCUCAGACGACUACACCUGCCGGCUGUGGGACAUCCCAAACGCCGCUGAGCUCAACACCUACCAGGAGCACACAGAUUACAUCCGCUGUGGUGUCACGAGCAAACUCAACAGAGACCUCUUCUUCACGGGGUCAUAUGACCACACCGUCAAAGUGUUUGAUGCCAGAGUGGAUAAGAGUGUGAUGACCAUGGACCACGGCCAGCCAGUGGAGAGCCUCCUCCUCUACCCCUCUGAGGGACUCCUCGUCUCUGCAGGGGGACGCUAUGUGAAGGUGUGGGAUCUGCUGAAAGGAGGCCAGCCUCUGGUGUCACUGAGGAACCAUCACAAAACCGUCACCUGCUUGUCUCUCAGCAGCAACGGACAGAGACUGCUGUCAGCCUCUCUGGACAGGCAUGUGAAGGUGUACAACACAACCAACUACAAAGUGGUCCACAACUUCGACUACGCUGCCUCGAUCCUCAGUCUGGCUUUGGCUCCGGACGAUGAGUCCGUUGUCGUGGGGAUGACCAACAGUAUUCUGAGUAUAAAACACAGGAAGAAUCCCGAAGAGUCAAAGGACGCAACCGGCCAGCAGAGGCGGCGACCAUCGUAUCGGGUUUUUGUGAAAGGGAAGAACUACGUCCCUAAACAGGAUGAUUAUCUCGUCAGUAAGCCAGUGAAACAAUAUUUGGCCAAAUAUGACAGGCAGCUGAAGAAAUUUAAUGUGUCCAAGGCUUUGGAUGCAGCUCUGGAGAAAUGGAUAAUAUUGAAAAAGCCUGAGGUCCCAGUGGCUGUUAUAAAAGAGCUGGACCGAAGAGGAACGCUGAAGAAUGCUCUGGCAGGAAGAGAUGAAAAGCAGCUCUCUCGGUUACUCAACUUCCUCAUAGGGAACCUGGUCGACAGCAGGUUCACUCCUGUCCUCGUCACACCGGCUGAGAUGAUCCUGGACAUCUAUCAGUCCAUCUUCGGCCAGUCACCGCUCAUAGACCGACAGCUGCUGCGACUGCAGGACCUGAUAGAGCGAGAGGUCGACUACCAGAGGGAGCUGCUGGAGGUGCUGGGCAUGUUGGACACCAUGUUUGCGUCCUCCCUCCCGAGGAUGGAGGUGCCGUGCUCUAGCGUCAGCAAGUCCAACGGCUUGUCUCAGGGAGAAGCAAGUACCUCGAGACCGCAGCCUCAAGUCACCUGAGACCUGUGGAGGGGACAAACUGCUUUAGACUGGCUUACGGUGCCUUUACAACUCCUUUUGAAACAUCAGACACACAUCUCCUGACAUGACCGGCUCCAUGUCACAGACUUCAGACAGAAACGUUUUGGGUACAGGUUUUAAGAGACGGACGAAGCCAUGUUCUUACUCUGGUGUUUUAACUCAAAGAGGACAUGCAUCGACUGUAUGAAGAAUUUCUGAACACGUGGAUGUAAAGCAAGGCGUCGCUUUUGUUGGAAGUCUUGUCAUUACACUUUCACUUGUGAAUGUACGUGUGUGUGCUUGAGUGCGUGAAUGAGUUCACCUCCAAUACCCGGCAUUGUUUUAUAAGCAAUCAAAAAUAAAUCUUUGUCAUAUUGAAAA